This is a messenger RNA of Photinus pyralis (common eastern firefly), 2427 nucleotides long. RefSeq names its product formin-like protein 3. The record is from RefSeq and is a predicted model, not a curated record. Lineage: Eukaryota; Metazoa; Arthropoda; Insecta; Coleoptera; Lampyridae. The transcript is spliced from 4 exons. The coding region runs from base 1489 to 2364 and encodes 291 amino acids.
GCCACUAUGGACCAUAGAAAACAAAAUUUAUCAUUGUUUCGUACAUUCACAACGGCUUUCUUAGCUAGUAUAAACGAGGGCAUCUUUAUAUAUGUUGAAAAACCACCUUUGAUGGGAGCGUAAUUGUUAAUAUUGAUUUUGACAAAUAGCACUUCACUUAACGCCCAACCGGACUGUUUUUCGGAAAAAUUUUCCAACUUGGCUUGCAGUUUAUCAAAAACGUUCUCCUUGUACCACUUUUUAAGAUUGGUGCCGAUAUCAAUUACGGCAUUUCUCGUUUGAAAUGUUUUCAUAUCUACAUUGAGAUCUUGAGGAUGGAUAAAGUUACAUGCCAAACUUACGUUUACCUUUAACAUUGAUCGUUUUAGCGCCUCACCAAUUUUGCGCGCAAAGCUGUCGUACGAUUUUUUUAGAAAAACUAAGGGGUCUUUAUAGGUAAAGUUUACAAUGACGCCGGUAAUCAAACGGCCUUUAAAACAAGAAUCUAAGGUGUACCACGCCAAAGUACGGAGCGGAUGAUUUUUUCUAUCGACGGUGUCAUCUAUUCCACAACCCUCCCUUUUUACCGAGAUAUUUUUCAAUUGUUGUUUUAAUUGUGCUCGAAAAUAUUUAAGUUGGGUUAAAUUCGCUUCCAGUCUUAUCGGGCUUUCAUUUAUCUCAUUAUGAAGGUUAUUGGUAAUUGCUUUCUCUAACAAACGUAUGUUGGAAUCGAUUAUUGAAAUAUGUCUAACAAUAUCGGUCUUAUUUUUUAAUAAUUUAAUUGAAUUACGCGUUAGAUUAACUAUGUUAUUGCUUAAACUCGUAACAGAUUCCAUUGUACCUACCUACGAUUAAAACUAUUUUCCCAGAGUUCUUCUUCCUCGAAACGUAACAAAAAUAGCUCGCCUGCAAAGUUGCGCGAAAUCCGAGAGGCCUUCACACUUACACACACACAAAGAGACACUUGUCGUUGAUGGAAUAUUACGUCAAAGAUGCACAGAGACGAAGUCAUUAAAUCGCGGAAAUUGGAGGCCUUUUAUACGCUCACGUUCCGAAGGACAUUAAUGAAUACUCCCUUUCUUACAUGAGUGCUCGCUAUUGUUGGCGCUUUUCUAGGAAGCUUCGGGUGUGUCGCAGGUGUCCCAUGCGCUUUCUGCUAACACCAUGCAAAUACGUUUCCAAGGUCGAGAACAAUGGAGUCGGUGUUACUGCAGUUGCAUGAGUGGGGUCUGGGAACCUUGGUGUCGCAGGUGUCUCAUGCAAGUACGUUUUCAAGGACAAGAACAAUGGAGUCAGUGUUACUGCAUGAGUAGGUCUUGGAAGCUUUGGUGUCGCAAGUGUCUCAUGCAAGUACGGAGGAGGACAAUGGAGUCAGUGUUGAGCUACCAGGAAAGCAACCUGUGAGAACGCCCUUGAUUUUCACUCUUUUGCUAACUCCAUCAAAAACCCUCCCCAUAUAUAGGUGGAGAUUUUUCAUAUUGGAUAAGUAUUAACGUGAACGUUAAGACCAUGUCUUCCUCGAUGUCUUCCUUUAACAACAAACGCGGCGCGAAAUUGAGUAUUAAAAAAAAAAGUGAAACGAACAAGAAGCCUUACGGUGGUGCUAGUGGCGGUGGCGAACAUUCGGUGUUAAGAACGGCAUUAGAAAAAAAUAAACCAUCAAAAUUAAUGGACGGAGAUGUCAUCAUCAAUCUCAUUACCGAAGAUGAUGAAGGACACCAGGAAAGAACCACCACUACAACAGCCAACAACAACAACAUGAAUGAGUUGGACGACUUUCUGAAAGAAUACGAGGGCAUCGUGAACCACGUAUAUGCCCCACAAGUAAGGACGAUCCCUCCACCUCACGAACAGGAGCAUCAGCAGCAGCAGCAGUUAAGCCAUCAUCAGUAUCCGGUACAGAUAUUAGAACACAUCAUAAUUCCCGCGCCGCCGCCGCCACCACCACCGCCACAGUCAAAUCAGCACGCGGGAGAUGGCUUACACCAAUUUCAUCCGCCGCCACCGGGCAAUAACGCCGUGAACAACAAUCACUUUCAAGCUUCGUUACCAAGGGCGGGUGCAAAGGACAUGAAUGUCCUAAGAGACAUCUACCAAAACAUCUCCCCAGCAGCAGCAACAGAUCUGCCGCCACCACCACCACCACCCCCGCUGGACCCGCACAGGUGGCACGAGCCGUCCAACCCCCAAGAGCUGGCAAUGGUGUCCAUGCGGUGCCUGGAGCAAAUGUUGCCCAUUGUUGAAACGAAGCACCGAGAUUCCCAACUUCUUACCGAAAGGUUGGAAAGGGAAUUAACGGCAUCCCGAACACAACAGCAGCAUCUCCAAAAAGAAAUGCAAUUAAUAAUUAAUUAUAUUACAUUUUUAAAACAAAUGUCAAUGUAACUAUAACGAAAUAAUAAUGUAAUUAUUGUAUGUACCUAUUUCAAAUAUACGGAAUUGAUGCAA